This is a messenger RNA of Vicia villosa (hairy vetch), 624 nucleotides long. RefSeq lists its product as uncharacterized. The coding region runs from base 1 to 624 and encodes 207 amino acids. Lineage: Eukaryota; Viridiplantae; Streptophyta; Magnoliopsida; Fabales; Fabaceae. The record is from RefSeq and is a predicted model, not a curated record. The transcript has a single exon.
AUGUUGAGAGCCAUUUUUAAGGAAAGAGAUACAGUGAGGGAGAUGCCAGAAUGGAAGGAUAUGAAAGAUAUUGGCAUGUUCAGGAAGAAACGAAUCUAUAAUGGUUUGCUCACCAAUAUUCAGCCUGUGGAAUGGAGAUACCUAAUGUAUGAUAAUGAGGCCAGGCCUCGAGCAGUAUUCACCAUGUGGCUAGCUUGCCAUGGCCGUUUAGCAACAAAAGCUAGAUUGAUGAAAUUUGGAAUGCUGGAUAACAAAGAUUGUAUGUUUUGUGCAACUGAGGAGGAUCUCAAUCAUUUACGGUUUGAUUGCUCAGUUACUAGGGACAUUUGGAGAACGGUUUUGAGGUGGCAACAACUGGAUCAUAACCCUCUUGACUGGGAGCAGGAACUAAAGUGGAUUGUUCACAAUUGCAAGGGCAAAAGCUGGAAACAAAGGCUCCUAAAGACAGCGUUUGCGGAGACCAUAUAUGCAUGCUGGAUCUAUAGGAAUGCCAUUGUAUAUAAUACACAUGAUAGAGAUAAGGAAAGAUAUAGAAACAUACUUAGAGAGAUUAUAGAUAUAGUUGUGAAUAGAGUUUCGAGAAAACCAAACCUUAGAGAAAGAGUUAUUCCAUUGCUCUUAUAA